Messenger RNA from Striga asiatica, 485 nucleotides. NCBI's taxonomy places the organism in Eukaryota, Viridiplantae, Streptophyta, Magnoliopsida, Lamiales, Orobanchaceae. The record is from the annotation of a GenBank genome assembly.
AUGAGUAAUAAAAUAGAGAAAUUAUCCGUGGUCCUCGCGAUAGCCGUGAUGGUAGUAGUGGCGGCUAACGGGCCCCGAGUGGAGGCAGCCAUCGGUUGUGGGUCGGUAGUCUCGUAUCUGCAGUCGUGCGUGGCCUACGUGACCAACAAGGGCCCGAUUGGCAGCUGUUGCAGUGGGGUCAACGGCCUGUAUGUGGCCGCCAAGACUAAGGAAGAUCGACAGAGCGUGUGCGUGUGCCUCAAGACGGUAGCUGCCUCGUAUUAUGGGCUCGACCUUGACAAGGUCGAGGGCCUUCCCGCUACAUGUGGCAUCGACAUUCCAUAUAAGAUUAGCCCUUCAACCGAUUGUGCCAAGGUGAAUUGAGGGAGGUUAUAAUUCAAAUGUGGCCGAGCAUAUGGAAGAAAGCGUUAUAUAUAUGGAUGGUUUAUUUAGCAACCUGCAUGAAUAUAUGUAUAUGUAUUAAUAAUGAAAAUAAGUCACGGCGG